Musa acuminata subsp. malaccensis (wild Malaysian banana) is the source of this 1842-nucleotide messenger RNA. Its product is annotated as bZIP transcription factor TGA10. Gene Ontology annotation, molecular function: sequence-specific DNA binding; DNA-binding transcription factor activity. The record is from RefSeq and is a predicted model, not a curated record. NCBI's taxonomy places the organism in Eukaryota, Viridiplantae, Streptophyta, Magnoliopsida, Zingiberales, Musaceae. Gene Ontology annotation, biological process: regulation of DNA-templated transcription; DNA-templated transcription.
CUCCCGUCUUAUCUGUCUCGAAGCAACCUGACUCACGCCUCUCGAGUCUUCAUGUUUUCGGUAAAACUGCCACUAUCGCUGGGAGUAGCAGAUUAAUUUUACGAACCCCGGGGAGGGGAAGAGUGAGAGAGAAGAAGAGGGGGAGAAGAAUCGGUUUUCUCAUACCAUUUUGGAGGCGCAGAGAGAUGGCCAAUGAGUAGAGAACGAGCCAUUAAUGGAGAGAGGAUCAAGAUCCGGAAAAGGGAGGCUCUUGCGAGGAGGAUCUUGAUGGCAAACGAGGGGAGUUUCAGCAAGGAGCAGCCGCAGCAGAUCUCCUUCGCCAUGAUUCAUCCUUCUUCUUCAUCUUCCUCCAUGCAUGGAAGCCUCAUGAGGAACAAGGAGGCUGGAGCUUAUGACUUGGGAGAGCUGGACCAAGCUCUAUUCUUCUCUUUAGAUGAGCAGGAUCAUUCGAUAUCAGGUCAAGAACAACGACAGACUCUGAACAUUUUCCCUUCGCAGCCCAUGCAUGUACAGACUUCGACAAAGGGUGGAAAAAGCUUGGCUUCUCCAGCAACCAGUGGUUCCAAGAAGUCGUCAGAUCAGACCAUGGAACUAGGAAACAGUCCCAAUGAUCUCCCAGAGUUGCCUGAGAAGUCGUCGAAGGACACCAAAGUAGUAGUCAAGAAGGAUGGGAGCCGAAAGAGCACAUGUGUUGCAGAAAGUGAAGGGCCCAAGACAACAGAUCCUAAAACGUUGAGAAGGCUUGCUCAGAAUAGGGAGGCAGCCAGGAAAAGCAGGCUCAGGAAGAAGGCUUAUAUUCAACAGCUGGAGAGCAGUAGGAACAAACUUAGUCAGCUUGAACAAGAGAUUCAAAGGGCAAGAGGACAAGGUCUGUUAUAUGGUGGCGGAGCUCUCCUCGAGGAUCAAGGCCUCCCCACAUUUGCCGGUGGGCUAAGUUCAGAUGCAGCCGUGUUCGAUAUGGAGUACACGAGGUGGCUGGAGGAGCACCACAGGCUUAUGUGCGAGCUGCGCGCGGCGGUGGAAGAGCAGCAGCCGGAGAACAAGUUGCAGAUGUUUGUGGACAGCUGCCUCGCGCAUUACGAUCAUAUGGCGUAUCUCAAGAGCAUCGUCACGAAGUCGGACGUCUUCCACCUCAUCUCCGGCGUGUGGAUGACACCCGCGGAGCGCUGCUUCAUGUGGAUGGGCGGCUUCCGUCCCUCCGAGCUCAUCAAGAUGCUUUCGAGACACAUCGAACCAUUGACGGAGCAGCAGAUACUAGGGGUGUGCGGACUGCAGCAGUCGACGCAGGAGACGGAGGAAGCUCUCAGCCAAGGGCUGGAAGCCCUGAACCUAUCUCUCUCCGACACCAUCACCUCCGACGCACUGAGCUGCCUCUCUCACAUGGACAACUACAUGGGUCAGAUGGCCGUCGCCGUGAACAAGCUUGCUACAUUGGAGGGCUUCAUCCGACAAGCAGAUAACCUGAGGCAGCAUACGCUUCACCGGCUCUACCAGAUCUUGACGACCCGGCAGAUGGCGCGAUGCUUGUUAGCCAUUGCGGAAUACUUCCACCGCCUCCGUGCACUGAGCUCUCUGUGGCUCGCCCGGCCGAGACAUGAGUGAGCGGAAGAACCCUGCAGGCGCUGCAUGCAAGUGGAGGUCAGACACCAGAAGAGGGUCAAACUUAUUUGUAUACGACCGUCAUCUCUUGGCAAUAAAAGAGUUGUAGCAAGAAGAAGAGAGUCUGAUCUAAAGAUGUAUAGAUGGAUAAUUGCGACGUAAACACACUGUUUGGGGAAACAUGGUUUAGGUACCACAUCCUCUUCUCUUCUCACGCUUUACCUGUUAUAAUUAUAUGGAAAG